Messenger RNA from Anopheles marshallii, 689 nucleotides. RefSeq names its product AP-3 complex subunit sigma-2 (gene or). The coding region runs from base 24 to 599 and encodes 191 amino acids. NCBI's taxonomy places the organism in Eukaryota, Metazoa, Arthropoda, Insecta, Diptera, Culicidae. Gene Ontology annotation, cellular component: intracellular membrane-bounded organelle; membrane coat; AP-3 adaptor complex. Gene Ontology annotation, biological process: Golgi to vacuole transport; intracellular protein transport. The transcript has 2 exons. The record is from RefSeq and is a predicted model, not a curated record.
CGGGCUCGAAGACACAGGUCGUCAUGAUCAAAGCGAUACUAGUGUUUAACAACCAUGGCAAGCCGAGACUGUCCAAGUUCUACCAGUAUUUUAAUGAAGACAUGCAGCAGCAGAUUAUAAAGGAAACAUUCCAGCUGGUAUCGAAGCGGGACGACAAUGUGUGCAAUUUCCUCGAAGGUGGCAGCCUGAUCGGUGGUUCAGACUACAAACUCAUCUACCGACACUAUGCGACGCUGUACUUCGUGUUUUGCGUCGAUUCCUCGGAAAGCGAGCUAGGCAUCCUCGAUCUGAUACAGGUGUUUGUGGAAACGUUGGACAAAUGUUUCGAAAAUGUGUGCGAGCUUGAUCUGAUCUUCCACGCCGAUGCCGUACACCACAUCCUCUCCGAACUGGUCAUGGGUGGCAUGGUGCUGCAGACGAACAUGUCCGACAUUCUGGCCCGUAUCGAGGAGCAGAACAAGUUGCAGAAACAGGAGGCUGGAAUCUCCGCGGCUCCGGCGCGGGCUGUUAGUGCGGUGAAGAGCAUGAACCUGCCGCAGCAGAUCAAGGAUAUCAAGCUGCCGGAUUUGCCACAGGCGAUAAAAGAUUUGAAGUUCUGACCAAACCACAAUUUCGAUGCAUCGUUACUCACGAAAAUUUCCGCCGAUUCGUCGUACAUUCCCAUCAACAGUAGCCUGGAGGGCUUCAGU